This is a messenger RNA of Gregarina niphandrodes, 4071 nucleotides long. RefSeq names its product Zc3h12a-like ribonuclease NYN domain protein. Lineage: Eukaryota; Apicomplexa; Conoidasida; Eugregarinorida; Gregarinidae. The transcript is spliced from 2 exons. Bases 1 to 4071 code for a protein of 1356 amino acids. The record is from RefSeq and is a predicted model, not a curated record.
AUGCCGUUGUUGCCACCUGGUAUGAUCUUGGUAUCGAAGAAGAGGUCCCCUACCAAUUUGAUCAACAAUAUCAACAGUGUUAGUGAGUGCGUAUUCCAGAUACUCAACUACUUCCUGGACGAUCUCUGGGAGCAAGUCGGGACCUGUGAGAAGCAGCUGGUAUCCACUGGCGAAACCGACUGCACCAAUCAGCUGAUGACACAGUUAACUGCAGCACUCGCGGAACUGCACGCCAUCCUCGCCUGUCGGGGUUCCACUGACCGGAAAGUUCUUGCAGCUUUAUCAGCAUGCAUCGGAUACGUUUACAGCUUCAGAUACGUGCUUAACUACGUGCGGAGAACGUGUGGCGGCUCCAAUAACGCGGCUUCGACUUCUCGGGCUACGAGUUCUCGGGCUACGAGUUCUCGGGCUACGACUUCUCCGGCUACGACUUCUCGGGCUACGACUUCUCGGGCUACGACUUCUCGGGCAGCUUCCCCUCGUGGGAAGACGUUCAAGGGGAAGUGCCGCCGCAACGGCGGUGCUGCUGCUGGCGGGCCGCCGGAAGGACCGCGUAAAAAGCCCCCGGUUCGUGUCUCGGGUGCUUUCGACGCGGCUCUGACGUGCUUGCCCGAUUGUCCUCAAGUCGACCGGCUGCUUGCGGAGGAGUGGAUAUGGCAAAGCAUCUUUGCCGACCCGCUUGGCGGCGCGGGUCUUGAAGCACUGCGACGCCUCUACCUCCAGACGUCCUUCACGGCUUCCAGCCACGAUGGUCUUCUGGAUUCCAUUCGGAGAGUCGGCUUGCGCAGCAUCGCCCAAGGCGAUGUCAACUUCGUCGAUAUCCGAGAACUGCCGCUACAAGACAAUCGGAUUCAUCUGAGAGGCGGCUCCCAUUACUUAACGCUCAAUGCAUCGUUGGCUUCCGAGUUGUCCCGCAUCUGCCUCUUUACGGGUGAACUAAAACACGCCCAGCAACAUCCACCGAGCCAACACCCGCCGAGCCAGGUUGGACCUCGAGCGCGCGAAGGCAAUGGCUCCGCUGGAGAACUUCCUACAGGGAGUGGGUCUACAGGGAGUGAGCCCACGGGGGGUGAGCCUACAGGGGGUGAUGCCAUAGGGGGGUUGUGGCCCUUGAUAUACCUGUGGAUCUUGUUUCGUCAAAUUGAUGGUGUGGGUGUGUAUGAUAUGAGUAUGGAAAGCGUAAUGUUGUUCUUAGCAAGUACCAUCAAGGCGUUGGAUGAGCCUCCUACACCAGCGGAGACGUUCCGUUGUAGGUUGCGGGGAGCCGUGCCAGCAUCUGACCACAAAUUUGACCGUCGUUGGAACCUGGUGUGCUCGUCUGCGCACCAUUGUCCCGGGGAACUGGAUACUCCUGCUCACUGCAGUUAUGCGCGUUCUUUAGUAGAGUUCAUUCAUCUUGUCGUCGCCAAUGUGGACACAGAUUUGGUUGGCUCCAAAAUCAACCAGGUGUGCGCAAACUUGGAUGCGCUCUGUCAAAGACCUCUCCACGACAGCGACCAAAUGGCGGAUUCUCGAAGCCACUCGUCAUCGUCAGAAGGCACCGGGCUUCGCUCUCAUGGCGACUCUUCUCCUUCGCGAUCCAAGCAGGGCGAUACCACCCCUUCCUCGCGCGACACGUCUACUAGAGACGAUUCCUCGAAAGACACUUCAUCCAAAGAUACUUCCUCAAAGGAAUCCGGGAAGGGCUGUCUAGGACGCAGCUGUCUAGGACGGAGCGGAACGGGAUAUGCCGACCUGCGACUUACCGACAUAGAGCUUGCCGAUGUCGGACUCGCUGACAUAAAUCUCGUCGAUCUAGGAGUAGAGGUUGAACCUGUCCCACAGCCCAUAAAAAUGGAGACUACGGACGAGCAUGACGACGCACAGCACCAUGACCGUGUAACUGCCGACCCUAUGACUUCGCCUGCUGACGAUUUCACGGUCCAGGAACAAUCAGCAACCCACCUUAACCAAAUCGGUUAUACAGUGCAGAAUAAAGCCAUCCAGGUUUACAGGGAGGAAGAUUGUGAGAAGCGGGAGCAGCAACGUGGGAAGGAUGAGGAAGGCGAACAAAUGGAGGAUGAAGAGUCGUUGACUGUGGAGCUCAAGGAAGAUGAGGACUUACUAUUUUUUACGAUCCUUCCUUGUUUACUUUGUGCAUGCAUGAGCAGUGCGGUAACAAGUGAGAAGAACGACAGCAAGAAACAGAAGCGAUUGGCGCUGGGUGUUUGUCUUCGACGCUUGUUGCGCACUAUGGCUCAGCAUGGUGCUGAAUCACCUAGUUUAUUGUAUUGCUCGUUAAACGGUAUUUACUAUCUGAUCCAAAAUGACUACCUGUUAGAGGACCUGGUCGUGGAUCGGCCAAACCACCUUUCGCGCGACCUGGUUUGUAGUUGUUACGUCGACCUGACAGAAGGAGCUUUGUCCCGAGGAUCAUUGUCUACACGAACGUCGACGUCGCGCGGCCUUUCGUCCCGCGUGAACAAGCGCAAGAGGGUUCGUCACGAAGAGAUUUUGUCCCGCGACUCGGGCGUCGGCAUGACGCCUGUCGUCGACGGCGUCAAGCACAAGGGCAUGACCAACCGGAAUACAAGAGGAGUGGGCCACAAGGAGGCAAGCCACAAGGAGGUAAGCUACAAGGAGGUAAGCUACAAGGAGGUAAGCCUCAAGGAGGUAAGCCACAAGGAGGUAAGCUACAAGGAGGUAAGCCACAAGGAAGUGAGGAUGAACCACCACGAGGGUGUAAAUCCCGUGGGUGUAAACCACGGUGUGGACUGCCCCUUUCUGUCUUUGGAUGCAAUCACUGAGCAGCAUCGACGAUUUGAGUCUAUACGCCUGGUGCAGGAGAUCCAUAGGACAUGUGCUUUUCUCGGCUUGGACUCAACCCUGGAAGCCCCGUACAUGGAUGUGGCCCUGCCGGAAGACCGGUGGUAUUUUACACACACGAGUGAAGACUUGAAUGAGUCUCCCACCUGCAGAGGCCUCUUGCAAAUCGAUUGGGGUCUCCAACUGCGGAAUGCGGAGCAACAACCCUCGGGUCUUUGUGCGAGACACCCGUGGCGGUUCAACAAUCAAAGGGAACAACCCGAAGGGGGGCAGCAGCUCGAAAUGGAUUUAUGUGACCAGGAGUUACCGGACAGGGAGGGGGAAGGACCGGAAAGAGAGCCACGGGAAAGACAACGAGCGGAGCAGCACGGUGAGGGGAGCAUUCCAGUGGCCCUUGAGGGCGUCCAAGCAGAAGGUAUGGAGUUCUUGAUGUCCAUUAUCCCUGAGUGCUUGUCUUUGUCCAGGUUGAGGUUACAUAACCAAACGGGAGAAGCGGAUGAACGGAACUUCGAACGCGAACGUCGGGGAGGACUACUACAUGAACUCCUUCGUUUAUACGAAACGAGAGAUGGGAGUCGGGAAUCGAGUCGGAAUCUGGAGCAAAAUCCGAGCCGGGAGGGUGUUGAGCAAAGUCAUCGAACCGGGACAGAAAAAUUAUAUCGUGAAACUCCCUACCCCUUGUUACCCCCGCGUAGGACGCGGUCUCUGUCGCUGCAGCAGAAGCGAAGUCCGUCAACGGUGAUCAUAGAUGUUGCCAAUGUCGGGAUCGGCUACGGCAAGCAGAAGUAUCGGACCAAAGUUUUUGACGUGCAAGGUGUUCUGAAGGCCGCCAAGGAGUGCACACGAUUGGGAUUAGUCCCGGUCUGCGUCGUGCCAGAAUACUACUUGAGUCCUCAGAUACAUGCAACCAAAAAUUCCGAUUUGCAACUACAGCUGUUGCGUGCCCAGGGUAUGCUGGAGGUAACUCCGAAUGGGGACUAUGAUGAUUCAUACAUGCUAUACUACGCCAUGAGACGCAGUCGAACUUGCAUUCUCAGCAAUGACAAAUUCCGCGAUCAGGUCCUACCUGUCGCCGAGAAGAUGUUUGAAGCUAUUUCUGUCAAUCAUCACGCUUGCCACACACUCCGAAAAUGCAAUAAAUGCUACGAUCUAUUUAAGAAGAAGGUUGAUUUCUGUCGCAAAUGGCUGAACCAACAUCUGAUCACAUACUGCUUUAUCGGUGACGAGUUCAUAAUCAACCCGGACUUUAAGUUCCCCGAAGGAUAG